AUGUUUCAAAAACCAAUUAUUAUUGUUUGCAGCGGAGGACCUUCUGGUCUUAUCUUCGCUCUUUCUUUGUCUGAAAUUCUUGUUAAGAAACAAAUUUUGGGACAAAUUCUUAUUUAUCACGAAGUUUAUAAAAAUCGUAAUUCUAAAAAUCAGCUUUUUUUGGUCAAUGAAGCUGAAUUUUCGCGUCUCCCGCAAAGUGUUCGUGAUUACUUAUCUCAUGCAGCGGUCUUCAAAGAAUUUUUUUCGGGCAAACAAACUGCAUAUUUCAUGGAAGAUUUCGAAGACAAGCUUAUGGAAUUAAUUGCAAAACUCGAUGAAAAUGUACAACUGGUUCCCGAAAGAUUUGAUCCUGAAUGUACUAGUCGAUACGAUUUGUUGGUUCUCGCAGAUGGUAAUAAUUACUGUGACAAUUACCAGUUCGAAAAAAAAGCUGUUUCCAAACAUUACGAGUUAGAAAUUAAGUUUCAUGUCGAAAAUCAUUCGCAAAAUAACGAAAUGGAAGCCUUAUCAUUAAUUCAAACUAGAUAUUUGUUACAAUUUCAUCAAGAUGGUCGAAAUUUUCUUAAAGUUAAUUUAUCGAAAUCUGAAUAUGAUAGUAUCGAAUCAAAUCCAAGUUUGGAUUCGGUAAAGAAUAAUCCUUGGCUUAUGAAUAUUAUAAGAGAUGGAUUUAAAUUCUUUAAAGUUGAUUACGAUAACUUGAUUUCGAUUUCAAAGAAUUCAAAUGACUUGUUAGUAACUAAAGAAUUUUAUAAAAACCACCAAAAACGUGGCCAAAAUGAAAGUUUCGUAUGCGUUAUUGGUAAUGCGGCGUUUAAUUGCAAAUCCUGGCAAAAUCGAAGUAAACUCAAUAUUGCAAUAUCAACAGCAGUAACAUUAGCAGAGAAACUCAUCAUCGAACAAGCUUUGUUUGAAUUUACUCGUAAAAAUUUCGAUAGAUUUUCCAAUGCAAUGUUGAACAUUCAACAAGAUUUCGUUCAACAACUUCAACUGACAAAUAUGGAGGAUGUUCUUUUCAGGGUAAUCCAAGGUAUCAUUAAUAAGUAUAAUAAUAAAUGUUCAAGCGAACAAGUAAAAAUUUUGCCUUCCGUCGACUCCUUCAAUUUUAUAACUAUUUUAGAUGAAUAUCCACAAUUCUUUGAGAUCGACCAAACCUCUGAUAAUAAUGUUGUAAAGGUUCUCAAUGAAUUAAAGGAAGAAUAUACCAAGAACGUCCAGAAUUCUACACCAGAAUUAUUUUUGAAAACACUUGAUGGAAUUCAAAAUACCAUGAAUUAUUUUAUAAUGUUUGAAUCAUAUUUAUCUUCUCAUAUUUUGGAUUCAAAGAAUAAUGAGUUAAAUAAAGAUGAUCGGGUCAAGCUAAAUUCGACUUCAAGUUUGCAAGGUUUUGAUAAUAAUAAUACUUCAGGUACAAGUUCUGAUUCAUCUGAAGACUCAUCUGAUGAAGAAACACAAUCCGAAUCAUCAGACGAUUUAUCUCUUGAAGAGUUUUUCCAAAUGACAUUUGGUGAUGAUGCGAUCAAUUAUGAUGCUACAAAUUUUGUAACUGCUGAAUUAAAUGAAGACGUAUUUAAAACCGAAGUGGUACCUUAUCUGAAAUAUCAUAAUACACAAGGGAUCCUUCGAAUAAUAUUUCCAUAUAUCGUUGAUAUAAUAAAUAGAACAAUUCCAUUACAACGUAUUCAAGAUUGUAUUCGACAAAGUUCUGCUUCUGAUAAUAUUGAUGAUCCUUCACAAAUAUUAAAGCGGUUGGCUAAUUGUAACGGAAGAGAUUAUCUUGUAGCAUUCCUGGAUAAGGUCCCUAAAAAAGCACUUACAAAGGUCCUCAUUUCACUUACUCGAGCAAACAUUCCCAUUCCAUUACUAUUUACAAAUAAAAGUGAAUUUAGUCAAAAAGGCUUAAAGAUUUUAAGAGAAAUUCGUAGUUUAGUACUUCGGGAUAAAUAUCAUUUAUUAUUAUCCUUCAAUUUAAGCACAUGCGAAUCAGUCACGCCAUUUUCGAAAAGACUUUACCCUGUCAUCUGCAAAAACCGUGAGGAUGAUUUGAGUAUUACUUCCGCUGGAUCAAUUGACAUUUCUUUUCACCCCGCGUCGGAAAAUAAUGGACGAAAGCCUGUCGCUAUAGCCGAAGUAUAUUUAGAAGAGGACCCGAACCAAAUUUUUCUCAGUAUAAUUAGCGGCUUCUCACAAUUUGCAUUUUACAUGUUUUUACACAUAAAUGAUCAAGAUUUUGAAGGUAACUCGCCGUCUAACGAAUUAAAAAAACUCAUUAAAACUGUUUCGUCAGAAUCUAAUGAUUCAAAAAUAUCCAUCAUAUAUUGGAGUAAGUCAAAAAAUAAUGAUCUUUACAGCAAGCGCAAGAAGACCUUAAAAAAGUUACUAGACCCAUACGUUAAAUCUGAAUGUAUUAAAAUUGAACAAAUUCCUAAGGACAUUAACCAAUUUCUUGAAAAGAAAAAAGAAGAUGUAUUGGAGCAACUGUCAAACCUUAAAGCAAAAUUUAUUUUUCCACAAUUAACCCUUAAAUUACCAAAUAAUGAUUCUUUAAAUAUUUGGAAUCAUGAAAUAGGGGAAUCUUCAUUUUCUUCUAAAAUGAAAUUAAUUAAUUUUAAACAAAGAUCAGAUAUUUUUCGUGCGACUUAUUUUGAACAUGAGAUCGAAGCGUUAAAUGAUAAGAAAUCCACAACAGAAUCACAGGAAAAUGAAAAAUUCAUGACCGAGGGAGAGAUUCAAACUAGAAUUCAACAAGCUCGACGCGAACAAAACAAAAUUGGGUUAGACAAUGCAUUGUCAAUUUUUACUGAUUUCGCAAACCUACUUAAUGAAAAUAAUAUAGAAAACAUUAGAGACUUUGCCAGUCAAAUUGAUGAUUAUUUUAAAAGAUAUUUAAAUGAAUUACAAAAUAAUGAUAACGGUGAUAGAACUGAAAACAAAAAGAAAAUUGAGGAAAAUGAUAUUUCUAUCCAUGAUUUUUGGCGUGAAUUUAUUAUAUUAUCUGAUUUAUAUUCGAGUAAUAAAUCAAGAUUAGAACAUUUAUAUCAUGUCAAACCACAAAAGUUACAAGAAGCGUAUAAAACAUGGAUCCUUGAAGGAGAACCUUUACAGUUGCUUGAUGGCUUAUCGUUACGUUCUCUUCCAACAAAAUUUUUAUCCAAUGUUUUAAGUAACUUAAUGACAAACCUUCAACGAAGAUUAAUCGUUAUUUCGGUUAUUGGCCUUGAAAGUUCAGGAAAAUCUACUCUUUUAAAUUAUUUAUUUCAUUGUGGAUUUGCUACUUCAGCCUCAAGAUGUACAAAAGGUGUAUAUAUGAGUUAUCGAACUGCAAAUAUUGACGGAAAUACAAUCGAUUUAUUAAUACUUGAUUCCGAAGGAAUGGCCUCAACUGCCCAAAAAUAUAUUACGCAUCGUACCAGCUUCGAUAAGAAAAUAACACUUUUAGCAUUAAUGUGUUCUCAAAUCGUAAUCAUUAAUACAAAAGGAUUAACAAGGGAUAUUGGAGAUAUUUUAGAAGUAUCUUCAUGGCAUUUGGAUGCUUUGAGACAUAGACAAUCAAAACCAAGGCUGCAUUUUGUUCUUCGCGACAUGGUUGAUACGAUAGAGGCUCAAAAACCUGCAUUUAAAGAUAUUGUUGAUGGAUUAAGAAAAAUGUUUGAUCAAAUUCCUGGCUGCUUAGAUUCAUUAGAAGAUUUUAUGUCAGUAGAACAAGAUGAUGUUCAUUUGCUAGAAAAUGCAUUCUCUUGUUAUAAAGAUGAUUUUCGUCCACGCAUUAACAAUAUUGGAAAAACAGAAAAUGUUAAUUUACCUGCUGAGGUGUUUCCGGCAAAAAUUUCAAGCUUACGACAAUCACUUUUAAAAUCUGCUUUACUUCAAAAGAAUAAUUCGUUGGAAAAUUUUACGAAUGUACAAGGCAAAAAUGUAUUAUAUCCUGGGUACGAAACACCGAUAAAUUAUUUUAAUGUUUAUCGUACCAGGGAUACAAUAGAGAUAAAAUUUGAUUUAUGUGAUACCCCUCAUAAUAUUGUACCCCGAAGUUCGAGAAGAUUUAUUCCAUAUAUGAAAACGGUGUGGAGCAAAAUUAAUACAUAUGGAAGUUUUCUUCAUUUUGAAAGCUUUAAAGCAAUUCAAGCAUGGUGUCAAAUGCGUAACCUUGUUAAUAUUAUUCACGAAAAUAGAUUGCCGGAUUUUACUUCACAUUCUAAGAAUAUAAUUGAUGAAUACGUUGAGAAAAUUAAAGCAGAUUAUUCAAAAUGGAAUCAAAUAGAAUCAGAAUUUAGAAUGGAAUUGGAUUCACUUGCAGAUAAUUGGAAAAGAGAGAAUUUAAAGUAUUAUUCUGAAUUAGUGCAGGAACAAUUUGAUGCUAGUACUGUAGAUGAAGGAAAAAGACUCAUUCAUAAUAUGAUUGCGGCAGCAAGAAGAGAACAAGAUGCCCAAUGGAUGUCAUUAGUAAGAGAGUACAAAGAUUCUUGGUUAUCAGCUUGUGCGAUAGAAAAAGUCGGCAAGAAAAUUAAAGGAUUAAACACAGCUCUCUUGAAAGGUGAUGAAGUAAAAUGUACAAAAAUAUUUGAGGAAAUUUGGAAAGAAGUAGAAGAGGAUAAAAAAGAAUUCACUCGUCAGAUGGUAAUACAACCAGAGAAACUAAAACAGCAUGUUCAACAAACCUUUAACAAUGCUAUUGGUGAAUUUAGCUCAAUUCGUCAAGAUUCAGAACAAAAAGAGAAAGAAAAGUUUAAACGUAGUUUUUGGACAAACUUAAAGAAACCAUCUACUUUAGAUGAACAUAUUAAUAUCGAUGUACAACAAAUUCAAAAAAUAAUAAAUGUUAAUGCGACAUUAUUUGAUACAAUAAAAUCCGUGGUUAAAGGCAAAAAGUCAAAUAUUGGCAAAAAAAAAUUAGCCAAAGAAGUUAAAAGUAAAAUUAUACAAACUAUCAAUGGAAUUACUCAUGAGUCAAAACAGAAAUUAUCUUUACAUAUUGAGCAUGGACAAGCGAUUGAAUGGCUUAAGAUAUUAUGUGAUUGCUUAUUUGAUUUUACGCAGUCUUAUAAUAUUGAGUUUCAACCUGAAUUUGAUUUUUUUGAGAAAUAUCUAAGGUUACAAAUAUAUACUGUAUUGAGAAACAAUACUAUAGAAUGGGAAAAGCAACAAAAAGAGAAAUUAGAUCACCUGAAAAAUAAUUUAUUAUCUUCAUUUCAGAAAAUUUUAACAGAUUUUUCUAACGAAAGCCUUUCUAAGGAAAUACUUAAGUUUAUCUUAUUAGCAUUUAAACAAAAAAUGGCAGUUAAAGGAAGCACUAUUGAUCAAAAACUUCAAUAUUAUUUAAGAUUUGGUUGGAUGAACACACAUACAGCAACAAAUUAUGCCUAUCAACAAAGUUUUGAUGCGUUAAAUAUUAAUGCAAUUCAAGAUUAUCUUGAAGAUCCAACAGAGUACAUGCAUGAUCUUUUUAAUAAUGAUUAUGCCAUAUAUAGUAAAAGUUUAGUAGAUUCAGUAGUGCGUGAAAUUGAAGAAUAUAUAAAUAUUGAAGAAAGUCUUUUAAAGGCUAUUUCUGAAUGGAGUGCAUUGUUUCAUUCGGAUCAAAAUUAUAAUCAACUAUUAUUAUCACAUUUAAUUCAAUAUUUAUUUGGAAAUUCAAUUCCUUCUAAAGAAUAUCAGUCAUUCAGAGCUCAUAUGCAAUACAAAUGUAAUAUUUCCAUGAAAAAAUCGGUACCAUCACAUGAUUUUUCAGAUCUUUUGAAGGAUGUCAAAAAUCUAUUUGGUAGUAUUACUGUUGAAAAACCUGUCGACUUUUGCAACGCACUUAAAAAAUACUUGAUAGAAGGUCUUAAAGAUUUUCAAACUGAAUGUCGUCAUCAAGUAACCAACCAUCUUCUUCCAGCUUUUAAUGGUGGUCGCGGUAGAAUAACAAAACACCCGUCUUUAAUUGUAUGUACUGAGGACGAAGCUCAUGACCAUAGAUUAUGGUCAUAUGGUUCUGAUCAUGAAAAUUCAAAUGGCUUAGCUCUUAGCGAAUUUUUGCGCAAAUAUCAUCCAUCAUGGCUUCCUUUUCCACGAUCAGAACCUUCUGAUGAACAUGUAACAAAAAUGCGUGCAAUUUGGUGGAGACUUAAAGAUGAACUUUGCGAAAGAUAUGACAUGAUCGAUAAUACUGAUCCAUCAUGGGGAUCCAGAUACGGAAGUCUCAUUUUAGAAUAA
Messenger RNA from Funneliformis mosseae, 6189 nucleotides. Lineage: Eukaryota; Fungi; Glomeromycota; Glomeromycetes; Glomerales; Glomeraceae. The record is from the annotation of a GenBank genome assembly.